CACCCUGCCGCAGCACACUGGUGGGAGAACGCCGCGGCGUUCCUCCGAGAGCGGCCGCCCGCCGACGUGUCCGCCUUCCGCGCGGCGGGCCCCCUGCUGCCGCAGGCUCUCGGAGACGGGCUGCACGGGGACCAACUGGGGCUGCCAGCGGUGGUAGGGCUCCUUGCCGACGACAGAGGAUACGUGCAGCCGAUCGCCCAGGACAUCGUGAUGCAGAUCUUCGGGGGGGUGGACUUCAUCCGCGCAGUGGAGGUGCAGGCUGGCGCCUACAGGGCCUGGCGACGAAACGGGCGCCCGGCGCAGUCUGCCUUCCCCGACGCCGCCUGGGCGCUUCUUGACGCAGUGGACUUGGAGGCCGAACUGCGCCGGCGGGUGCCGUGCAUCCGGGCGCCGCCAGCUUUCCUCCGCGGCCGCCUUCGCCAACUCUACCACACGGCCCUCGAGGAGGUCCUGCGCGCAGACGCCCUUCCUGGCGACGCCGACGGGCUGCAGAAGGUGAGGGCUUGGAAGCUCCUGGUUCUCAUCUGGCGCACGCUGCUGCGACGGACCACGAGCACUGGGGCGCCAGGGCGGCGAGAGCUCGAAGCGCGACUGGAGCAGUUCGAGGGCGGCUCCUUGGAAGCGCUGCUGGCCCCAAGCCUGCAAGGGCAGCGGCCUCCGGGAGGAGCGCGCGGCGCGGGCGACGCCGAGGCGAGGCGCCAGCGCCUCCUGGAAGACGCGGUGGCGCUGGUCAGAGCAGGGGGCCUCAGCAAGGCGCGGCAGCUGCUCGCCUCGCGCGGGCUGGCGCCGGGCACGGCGGAGACUUUGGCCGAACUGCGGGACCCCGCCCGGCGACCGCCGAGGCCCGCCGCCGACAUGCCGCCUGCCGCCCGAGCCUUCCAGCCGGCUCGGCUCGUCGAGCUCGACCGCGGCAUCUGGACCGACUGCGCCCGCUCCGCCCCGAAAGGGUCUUCCAGCUCGCUGAGCGGAGCAAGCUUUGAAUUGCUCAAGCUGGCCUUGGACGACGAGGCGCUCGAGCUGCAAGCUGCCGCGGAUGAGCGCUACGCGCGGGCCGAGAUCCCAGCGAGCGUUGCCCGCGCCCUGGGCACAGGCCGCAUGGCGGCGCUUCUGAAGGCCCGCGACCGCGGGCUGCAGGAGGCGCUACACGACCUCCUCGACCUCGACCCCGCGCCAGCUGAAGCAGAGAGGCUCUUCCGAGUGAGCUCGCUGCCGCUCGGCCUCGGAGGCCUUGGACUCAGGUCAGCCGCGCGCACGGCCGAGUGCGCGUACUGGGCGUCUUGGGCGGACGCGCUCCCCAUGUUGCGACAAAGAAACCCUACAGCAGCAACGGAGCUCACCGCCGCCCUCCGCGCCGGGACAGGCGCCGCAGCCUCGUGCCUCCAGGAAGCUGAGCGCGCGAGGGCUGCCGCCGCCCGCGACGGCUUCGCGACGUGCCCAACUUGGCCGGAGGUCUGGGACGGCGCGCGCCCUGAACAGACAGAGCCAGAGCCGGGCGAGUGGAAGCACGGAUGGCCGUACCACGCCUCAGCAGCCCGAGAGCGGCGCUACAGGGAGGAGGUCGUUCUCCCGAGCCUCACAGACGACCAGCAGUGGAUGCUCGACUCGCAGGGGGGCCGCUGCGGCGGACGGCACCUGGCCCUGAUCCCCUCGACGCCAGAAAGCACGUUCACGCCAGAGCGCUUCCGGGCACUGCUCCAGAGACGGCUCCGCUUGCCGCUGGACGCCACGGCAAGCAGGUGCAACGGGCGCUCCUGCCAGGCAGGAGGCCGUGUCCGCACCGACGCGUUCCUGCGCGACAUGGACCUCCCGGGCAUUGCCGCCAACGACGGGCGCCGCAUCGAGAUGGUGGCUGACGGCCUCCCUGCCUACCACGGCAGGCAGCUCGCCAUCGACGCCUGCAUCGUGUCCCCGCUGAGGGCCACCGGCAGGCCGAUUGCGCAGAGGCUCCGCCCAGGACUCGCGCUGAAACGGGCGAGGCGCCGCAAGCAAACGACUUACCCUGAGCUGGUGGGCUCGCGGCGGGGCUACCUGCUCGUAGCCGGAGCAGAGACGGGCGGCCGCUGGGACGAGGAGGCGUACAAACUCCUCGUUGCCCUGGCCCGCGCCCGGGCGAGGAGCGCGCCGGCGGCGCUGCGAGGAUCGCUUGCGACCGCGCGGCUGCGCAGGUGGAGCGGCAUGUUGGCGCACGCCAUCCACGACGCCCUGGCCGCGACGACCUGCGGCGGCGGGCGCGGCGACCAGCGGCGGCAGGCCCAGGGCGCCCCGGACCGGGCGCCGCGGCACAAGGCGCAGGCUGGCGGCGGCGGCUGGGUUGCGUGGCGCACGGGGCCUCAGUGGGACGCGGCCCUUGAUAGCGCGGCCCCACUCCUGCACUCACAUGCCGUGUCCGUCGAAUCCCUCAUUGGUGAACCGUGGCUGCGCCCAUGCUGGUUCGGAGGUGGGGCCUCGAAGGCAGAAAGACGCAUUUUCGUGGACGCGGCUGCUUGGGCGCGGGAUGCAGUGUACGUUUUAUUAGGCCAUUCUGCGGGAGCCACGCGAGCUGUAGUGGCGGGAGUUGCCCAGCGGCGGAGCGCGAGGGAACUGAUUAACCCGCAGGCAUUCGAUAAGCAUGAGGACUUUAAGCGGGCGGCGGCUGAUGCGGCGUGGGCCCAACGGCACCGCGUUGCAAUGCAGUAUGCGCGUUUGCGGGCGCAGGGCCCUGGCUCGGCGGAGCGGUUCGUUUCGCGUGUCUUCGCAGAACAGCGUGCGUUCAAGAUUGCCCUUGUUGAUGCUGAGACAGGCCAGGCCCUUGACCCCUCUGACAUGCUGGCGCGAAUUGAGGAGGACCUCUUUGCGCGAGUCCGCAAUGACUUCCCUUUUGACGAGGGCGCUGCCAUCGCGCAGCGGGAUCUGGUCACGUCCAUCCGGGCUGCUGGGGGCGGCCCGGAAUUAGCGUCGCCGCUUGGCGCGCAGGAGCCGUUGUGCACUAUGCGCGAGGUGGAUGACAUGCUUGAUGCUCUCAAGCCGACGUCGGCUGCUUUGAAGGGGUGUUAUGCGUCCCUGAAGUCACCUGUGCCAAUGGGCCGGCGGCUUACAAGGGCAGUGGCGAAUAUCUCUCGGCACUGCGGUCUCACCAGCAAUCUGUGGUCGGCCCGUCAGAUCUCACCCCUGCAUAAGUCGGGGCCCCGCGUGGUACGUCAACUCAACUGCCUGCGGCCCAUCUCCAUCUCCACCGUGAUGGCAUCGGUGGUGGAUGGUCGGCGGUUUAGCGUUCCAGUUUUCAACGCUCAGCUGAAAUGGCUCUACCACGAGCGCCCCGCGGAGUUCCGGGCCGUCUCACCGGGCUUCCGCCGGUCACUGAGGGCCAACUAUUGGAAGCUUACCCUCUGGAUGCUGUGCGGGCGGUAG
Prorocentrum cordatum is the source of this 3387-nucleotide messenger RNA. Lineage: Eukaryota; Dinophyceae; Prorocentrales; Prorocentraceae. The record is from the annotation of a GenBank genome assembly.